AUGGCUUUUGGAUUUGUCUCAGUAGCCCUUGCGGUCGUGCCAGUUGCCAAUGCACUCUCACUUACCACACGUGCCACGUGCUCAACCAAUGUUGAGAGUUGCUCCUCAGGUGCCGACUCCUCGUCUGUCAGCUCAUGCUGCGUGAACAAGCCUGGUGGCCAGUUCCUUCAGACGCAGUUCUGGGAUACGGACCCGGUCACCGGACCAAAUGAUUCUUGGACUAUCCACGGGCUGUGGCCGGAUAACUGCGAUGGGACAUUCGACGAGAACUGUGAUUCUUCCCGCGAAUAUGAUGAUAUAACAACUAUUCUCCAGAACAAUGGUAAAUCAUCGCUCGUGUCUUACAUGCAAGACUAUUGGCAAAGCAACAGCGAGAGCCCCGAGAAGUUCUGGGAACACGAGUGGUCAACCCACGGAACUUGUGUCAGCACACUUGACCCGGACUGUUAUUCAAGCUACAAGGAAGGACAGGAAGUUGCGGACUACUUCCAGGUGGCAGUCGACCUGUUUAAAACGCUCGAUACCUACAGCGCCUUGAAUGAUGCUGGUAUCACGCCUUCGAGUUCGAAAACAUAUACAUCCUCGCAAAUAAAAGCCGCUCUCCUGAAAGUCACAGGAAAAGCCGCGGUCAUAUCCUGUAGCAACAGUGAACUAUACCAGGUUUACUAUGGGUUCUUCGUGAAUGGGCCGCUAGCGGGCGCGGAUUUCGUUCCAUCGACGAUCGUUGGUCAGAGUUCGAACUGUCCAAGCAGCGGCAUCAAGUAUCUACCCAAGAAUGGUUCCGGCACAACGCCGACCAGUACCACGAAGACUAUUACUAAGACUGGUAUCACGGCAACGGGCACAUUUUCAGGAAAAGGUUACCUCAAUGCGUACUACAACGGAAAUAAAAACGGUUGCCUCAUUUCUGCAGGCACGUGGUACGCUACCGGAUCAUGCGCAACUUACACCGCAACUGCUUCCGGUUCGGGUUUCACGCUUGCAUCUUCCAAGGGUAACUGUGGCAUCGUUAGCGGCGCAUUCACCUGCGGUUCAGGAGUCAGCGCGACGGUAUUCAACGCUGUGUCCGGAAAACUUGGCUAUAACGGGGCGUCUACGUUUUACACCAGUGCAGUGCCAACAGGCUCGACUCAAGCUACUGUGUAUACAUCUCCCAAGACAUACUCAGUGAGCUUUCAGUGGCAAACGGUAUGA
Xylaria bambusicola is the source of this 1194-nucleotide messenger RNA. RefSeq names its product ribonuclease T2-like protein. NCBI's taxonomy places the organism in Eukaryota, Fungi, Ascomycota, Sordariomycetes, Xylariales, Xylariaceae. Gene Ontology annotation, biological process: RNA catabolic process. The coding region runs from base 1 to 1194 and encodes 397 amino acids. Gene Ontology annotation, cellular component: extracellular region. Gene Ontology annotation, molecular function: RNA binding; ribonuclease T2 activity. The record is from RefSeq and is a predicted model, not a curated record. The transcript has 6 exons.